CUUCAAUUUCAACAUUCUCAAGAAACCUCAAAAAGAGUGAGCAGUCCCACCACAUGGCGCUGAACAAUCAGCAAGACGCCAUUCCAGAGUCUGCCUAUGCACAGAUCCCAGCUUUCCCGCUGAAACCUGGCGCCCAAACUCAACAUGCCGCUCCAGGUGAGCCCUCUGCGCCGCUGCCACCAGGCAUGGCUUCGGUACGGCAGCAUACCGCCGACGAGGUCUUGGAGUUGAUGAAUCGGGUGCCUCUGUUUAUGACCACUCUAGAUGAGACGGAUGGCGAAGGCGGCGAGAAUCUGGAGCUUGAAGCGCUAAAGGCGAUGGCCUAUGAAGGCACUCGUGUCGAAAUUGCAGCAAACUUCAGAGAGCAAGGAAACGAUUGUGCCAAGACAAAGAGCUGGUCGGAUGCGAAAGAGUACUACGACAAGGCAUUGACAGCCCUGAGAGGUCCCCGGAAUCCCUCUGGUGAUCCGGAGAUUGAAACAAACGUGGUCGAUCUGGAUGAAGAGGAGGCAAGAGAAAAGCAAAUGGAAGAGGCCUGUUACGUUAAUCGCGCACUAUGCAAUCUGGAAAAGAGUCCGUAUUCCGCAUUCUCUCUUGACAGCCCCUCACCUCUGCCGUCGUUUAUCCCAGUUUGCUCCUGACACGUACGCAGAAAACUACGGUUCCUGCAUCCGUGACUGUGCCUCCACACUUCGCCUCAAUCCACGUAACGUCAAAGCCUU
This is a messenger RNA of Pseudovirgaria hyperparasitica, 722 nucleotides long. RefSeq lists its product as uncharacterized. The coding region runs from base 54 to 641 and encodes 195 amino acids. The transcript has a single exon. NCBI's taxonomy places the organism in Eukaryota, Fungi, Ascomycota, Dothideomycetes, Acrospermales, Acrospermaceae. Gene Ontology annotation, molecular function: Hsp90 protein binding. The record is from RefSeq and is a predicted model, not a curated record. Gene Ontology annotation, biological process: protein folding.